This is a messenger RNA of Scylla paramamosain (green mud crab), 14882 nucleotides long. It is a transcript of the gene inaE, whose product is annotated as diacylglycerol lipase-alpha-like. Gene Ontology annotation, molecular function: lipoprotein lipase activity. The record is from RefSeq and is a predicted model, not a curated record. Lineage: Eukaryota; Metazoa; Arthropoda; Malacostraca; Decapoda; Portunidae. The transcript has 15 exons. Gene Ontology annotation, biological process: arachidonate metabolic process; diacylglycerol catabolic process. Gene Ontology annotation, cellular component: dendrite membrane; cytoplasm; postsynaptic membrane. The coding region runs from base 406 to 3684 and encodes 1092 amino acids.
CCAGUUUAGCUUCGCGUGGUGGCGGGAGAGGACGUGGAACCCGCGGCUGCCUUGCGUGUGUUGCUACCGUGCGUGUGUGUGUGCGUGUGCGUGCGUGAGUGUGCAGUCAUGUAACCACCACAUACACGCCCCUCUGUGUGUGUCUAGGGGCGCGGCGGAUGCUCCCACGCCCUGGAUGAAGGAAUACGCCCUUACGCCCUUACUCACGCCCUUGCUCACGCCCUUGUUCACGCCCUUGCUCACGCCCUUACUCACGCCCUUGCUACCAGUCUCUAACGUAUCUCCUGAAGACCUCAAGUUCACUGUUAUUCACCUGUUCAUUUAAAGACCCGUUCAUCUGUUCACCCGUUCACCUGUUCACCUGUUCAUCUGUUCACCUGUUCACCUGUUCACCUGUUCAACACCAUGCCUGGAAUUGUGGUGUUCAGAAGACGCUGGUCUGUUGGAUCAGAUGAUUUGGUGGUGCCUGGUGUUUUUCUCUUUAUUCUGCACACUAUAUGGCUGAUAGUGCUGGCAGUCAUCUACGGCGUGGUGGGGGCGCGGACCAGCACGUCGGAGGAGUGCUGGUCUGAGCUGCGGGAACACAUCGUGGGCUACCUUGUCAUCCUGUCUGGCUGUGUGAUCGUAGAGUUUUGCAUUGCUCACGUGGCCAUGCGGGGGACCAUACUCGACCCAACGCCCCGAGCCUCCAUGCAGUACCUCCUCUACGUGAGGCUAGCGGUGUUAGUGGCAGAGCUGGUGUGGCUGGUCCUGGGAGUGGUGUGGCUCUCCAAGCACUACACCACCUGCACCUCUCAGGCUGCAAAGGAUGCUAUACUAGGUAUUGUGGUGUGCAACUGGUGUGUGAUGGUGUCUGUGGUGAUAACUGUUUGGUGCACCUUUGACGCUGCCGGGCGGAGCUGGGUGAAGAUGAAGAGGUACCAGCGGUCUAUGAGAGAUACCCCUUCGAAGUUCCAGUAUAGGCGGUCCGGGAAUAGAAACAGAAACUGGAGGCAUAGGAAGGUACUACGAGCCUAUCAGGACAGUUGGGACCACCGCUGUCGUCUGCUCUUUUGCUGUAUGGGGAAAUCAGAUGACAAUAGACAGAAUUCGUUCAGCGACAUAGCAAGGCUGCUGAGCGAGUUUUUCCGGGACUUGGACGUGGUGCCCUCGGAUGUGGUGGCGGGCCUGGUGCUGCUGCGGAAGUACCAGAAACUCAACCGGCAGGAGAUCGUCAAGAGUAACAAGAAUGAUAUCUACGAGUUUCUCUCUGGUGUUCCCAUUACUCCUAGCACUCGGUUCCUGCAGCUGUCGUCUCCCGAGGGCAAGGAGGAGUUUGAGAAGAUCGUUCACUACAUGCGGUUUGCUCUUGCCAUCUACGGGUGGCCAAUGUUUGUGGUGACGAGCUCCACUGCUGAGGUCUGCAAGCUGUGCCCCAUGCUGAGGUGUUUCCUCUGCUGCAAGACUCAGGCCUUGGAGACAGAGGUGGUGAAGGACAACUGCUGCGGCUGUAAUGUGGCUGCGCUGAGGAGGAUGAUACCAGCAGAGGACAUUGAUCUAGUCUACUCUACCUUCCAUGUUGAUGUUGGAGAGACGCCAUUUUUCGUGGCACUGGACCACAAACGCCGCACUGUUGUCAUUAGUAUACGCGGCACUCUGUCCAUGAAGGAUGUCGUGACUGACCUUAAUGCAGAGAGUGAGCCAAUACCAAUGGACGACACGAGGGAAGACUGGCUGGGGCACAAGGGCAUGGUAUCUGCGGCAGAGUACAUCCGGCGAAAGCUCCGAGACGAUAACAUCCUGAGCCGAGCGUUGUCCUUCGACCCAGCAAGGGGGACACAGACGUAUGACUUUGUGCUGGUGGGUCACUCCCUCGGGGCGGGCACGGCAGCCAUCUUAGCCAUUCUCAUGAAGCAGGAGCACCCUAACCUCAGCUGCUUUGCCUACUCCCCACCUGGUGGCCUCCUCAGCAUGCCGGCUGUGGAGUUCACCCGCAGUUUCAUCACGUCGGUCGUGGUGGGGAAGGACGUGGUGCCGCGGAUUGGCCUACACCAGAUGGAGACGAUGCGUGCUGACCUCAUCAAUGCCAUCCAGCGCUCCAAGGACCCCAAGUGGAAGACCAUUGGGGCGUCAGUGCGGUGCUGUGGUGCGUGGGAGGACAGUGGUGGGGAGGCUGAGGAGUUCUCGACAACCAGGGCUGCGAUGAGGGACCAUGCCUCCCACCCCUCUGACUCCUCCAUUGCUCUCACUGUCCACCAGCCUCUCUACCCCCCCGGCAGGAUAUUACACGUCGUCAGGAACCAUCCAGAUAAGAGGCAACAAAAACAUGAGUCAAGGUUUAGUCACUGGCUGGGGCGGCCGACACCGGUAUACCAGGCUGUGUGGCGUGACAAUGAAGAGUUUGAUGAGGUGCUGGUGUCCCCAUGCAUGAUACAGGACCACAUGCCUGACAAGGUACUCAAGGCUCUCGAAAAGGUACUGGAGAGCCCGGGGCCGAGGAAGCCACAGCGAGUGCAGGGACCCAGCCCAACACGUAGAAAGAGCACCACGUCCGCCUCAAGCCACGAUGGAGAGACCCGUACACUCCUCACGCCCUCCUGCUUCCGCUCCUCCCCCACACAGCCCAGCCCUGUCGCCUCCACCAGGACAUCCCCAGUCACCAACACGCCAAUAUCCAACUCGAAAAGUGCCAACCGUCUUGCCACGCCACCCCAUAAGUUGCUUCUGGAGACAUCAUUUACGUGUUCUCCUGCCCAGUCGCCCGAGCCGCCCCUGGACUUAAGGCACCACGCUCGCCUGCACUCCCCGGCCAUCACGUGGGAGCUGCUGUCAGCCCUGGAAGAGCAGCUGCUUCUGGGCAUGCGUGAGGCGAGUAGAGGGCUGGAGAGGGAAGACGACUGGGUGGUGGGUGUGGCGCCGCUUGCUUCACCAGAAACAUUAAGUGAGGCGUCAAGUAUUGUCUCCCGCGCCUCUUUGUUACUGCGGGAGGGGCGGCGUGCUGGCUCCAUCCCCCCUGCCGGCUCCCACCAGCAGACCCCCUCCCCCCUGCUCAACCACCGGCCGCCCCCUGCCCGCCUCGGCAUGGGGUACUGCUUCUAUGUGGAGACGCCGCCGUUGGAGUCACGUCGCCAGCAGCUCAUGGCCGCUGAACGCCUCCCGGAGUCCUCUGACGAUGAGGAGAUCCCCCAGCGGCCCCUCUCCCCUGCCUCCUACAUCACACUGGAGCCCAUCAUCCCCACACCUCCCCCCAAGACCCCUACACCCCACAACGAAGCCCCCACCCCCUGCAACCCCGAGGCGACACAGUGCGGGGCAGCCACUCACACUCCCGUCCAGGACACCCCGGGGAGCAGCCAAGGCCAGGUGGGGCGGCCGGCCGGCAGAGGCUCUCCCGACUCGCCAGGGAGCGGCCAUAGUCCAGACUCCUCCUCCUCCUCCUCCACUUCCUCAUCCACCUCCUCUUCUUCCUCGUCGCAAAUCUCACAUCGAGUAAAAUUUGACUUCACGGCGUCGCAAAUGUCACGAGAUUCUGGGUACGGCGAGAGACUGAACGGCAACCUGAGUGGGGCAAGUGGGGAGUGGGGGGCGGGGGGGCUGGGGAGGGCAGCAGCAGGAGUACGGGCGGGGCCAGGCAUCCCUGGUACAUCACUACAUGUACUCUGGCAUCUCCCCACAGCACUCCCCCCUCUCCCCAGCCAACACUGACUCCUUCACCUCCCCCCUCACCUCAGACCCCCCCCUCCUCGCGGCCCCCCUCCCUCCUCCCAACACCCGUGGAAGUGCCAAGGUUAAGUGCCAGCAGUGUGAGUCAGUCUGGCUCUCAUUACCAUCACCACCAUCCCCCUCACCCAUUAUACAAAGCAACACCACUCCUUCACGACAUCACCAGGUCCCCCAAGGUCAUUCCUGGGGUUUCAAGGACACCACAAAGGGCCGAAAGCAGCGUAUAGUGAGUCCUGUGUCAUUCGGAUUGCUCGUUUGUGAGUUUGUUUGUCGGUGUGAGGAAAAACGUGAUUUACCAAACUUUAUUCUUGGUUCUGGUGAGUGGAAUGUGUCAAGGGGAGUGAAAAGGGAAAGGGAAAAGGGAACAAGGAAAAGGGAACAAGGAAAAUGGAAAGAAAAAAAAUAAGAGUAUGUUUGUAUUGUUGCAUUUUUCUUUUUCUUAUCUUGGAAGCCUUUUUGUUAAUAUUCUCUCUCUCUCUCUCUCUCUCUCUCUCUCUCUCUCUCUCUCUCUCUCUCUCUCUCUCUCUCUCUCUCUCUCUCUCUCUCUCUCUCUCUCUCUCUCUCUCUCCAGGAUUUAUUCAUUUUACCAUAUGUGUGUGUGUAUGUGAAAGAGAGAGAGAGAGAGAGAGAGAGAGAGAGAGAGAGAGAGAGAGAGAGAGAGAGAGAGAGAGAGAGAGAGAGAGAGAGAGAGCAUCUACACUCCUAAACUCAUUCAAAAACUAAACAUACAUUGUAUCCAUUUUUAUCCAUUAUUGGCACUAAUUUGAGGUGCCACGCUGGCCCUGAGGGAGUGCCAGGUUGUGGAGGGCAUGGGAGGGCCACUCAGCUGUCAGGUCAAGUCAAGGUCAGGUCAAGGAGGUCAAUACGGGUAUGCACUCUUUGUUAGGUUAGGUUAAGUCAGAUUAGGUUAGCUUAGGUCAUGUAUUUUUGAUGGACUUGAGAGAGAGAGAGAGGGAGAAAGACGAAGAGGGAGAGAGGAGAGAGGGAAGGAGAGGGAAAGGAAGAAAAAGUGUUAAUUUUUUCUGCUUCCUCCUCCUCUUCCUCUUCUCCCUUUUCUUGUUUUUUUCUUUCCAGUUUGAGAGAAAGAGGAAGAGAGAGAGAGAGAGAGAGAGAGAGAGAGAGAGAGAGAGAGAGAGAGAGAGAGAGAGAGAGAGAGAGAGAGAGAGAGAGAGAGAGAGAAUGUGUAUCUUUCUCCUCCUCUUUUUCUUUUCUUUCUUUUCUUCUGAUUCUUUUAUCUGAUUUGAAAGAGAGAGAAAGAGAGGAAAGGAGAGAGAAAAUAUGAGAGAGAGAGAGAGAAUAUUAAAUUGUUCUUCUUCUCUUCCUCUUCCUUUUCUUCUGCUCUUUAGUUUAAGAAAGAGAUCCAAGAAGAAAGGGAAGGAAAGAGAGAGAGAAAAGAGAGCAUUUAUCUUUUCUCCUCCUUCUCCUUUCUCUUCUUCUUCUUCUUCUUCUUCUUCUUCUUCUUCUUCUUCUUCUUCUUCUUCUUCUUCUUCUCCUCCUCCUCCUCCUCCUCUCAGGUUCAAAUAUCAGUCAGGAACUCAAUUAGUAUUCCAGAAUUUUGUAAUAGAAAACCAAUUAGUGUGUUUUUGUGUAUUGUUUUUCAUGUUUUUGAUAGAACAGGGAAUUGUGUCAUUUUUGUUUUGUUUGUGAUGCAGUUUUACGUAGAGAUGUUUUAUGAAUUUUUUUUAUAUACGGUAUAUAGGGAAUUUGCAUUUUGUUUUUGUUUCUGUGUUUUAGAAAUUUUAUAGUUGCUAUUUAUUUUUGUUUUGCUUUUUUUAAUAGGAUAGAAAACCAUAUUAGUAUUUCGGUUUUUGUCUUAUUAGUGGUUAUGUAUAAACUUUUUCAUAUAUUUGAGACCAGUUUCCCAUCAUUCAGUUUCUAGAGUUUACAUGUAGGCGUAACUUUUUGUAUCUAGGCAGUGUAUUGAUGGUUUGCUGUGUAGAGAGGCAGAUAGCAACAGACGCAGCUUGGCAGAGGCAGUGUGUGUGAGGCCUGUAUGAGGUGGAUGAGUGUGUCUGUUUGUGUGUAGUAUCCCCCAAAACUCUCUUUAAUGAACCAUAUGGAACCUGCUGCCUGAUCACCUGUAAACCUCUCAUUAGUGACACGUACGACAAGAAAGUGUUGAGUGUGUUUCUUGGUCUUGGUGUGUUGUGGGCGAGUGUAUUUGAGUGUUUCUUCUGGUAUUUUAAUCUAUUCCCCUUUUUCUUUUUCUUUUCAGAGCCAUAAAACUUUGUAAAAUUUAAGACAGUGCCAUUUAUUGAAAUGUCACAAAACAAGAGAUAUAUGAAUAAAAAAAUUAACCAGAUACAAAAACAUAAUGCAUUGUUCUGUUUUGUUUUUUAAAAGAGCCAUAAAAGCAUCACAAAACUUAAUAAAACAGAACCAUGUAUUAAAACUCCACAAAGUAAGAGAUAUACAAACAGAGAAUUUUCCUAGAUACAAAACAUAAUGCACUUUUCUCUUAUUGUUGUUUUAAAGAGAGCAGCCGUAAAGAUUCACAAAAAAACAUAUUGAAAUAGUCCCAUCAAUUGAAACUCCAUGAAAUAAGACAUAAAUAAACCAAGAAUUUAAUGGAUACAAAACAUUGCACAGAUAAUUUUAAAGAGGACACCUAUAAAAAUUAUUAAAACCACUAUCUGCUUUGAAUCAACAAAACAAAAAGAUAUUCAAACAAACAGCUAUUGAUACUAAACAUAAUGCACUGACUUUUUUUUCUAAAGAGAACUGUAAACCUUAAUAAAAACACCCAAUCUUUGCCUGAAUGACAUUAAUGAGAUACAGAGAGCUUGAUGAGAGGCUGGUGUGUAGAAGAGGGUGAAAUAAAUGUUCUGGUGUGAAGGAGGGAAAGAAUGAAGGAUGAAUGGAUGGAUGGAUGGAAAGACUUAUAUCAAAGGUAUUGUUAUUAUUAUUCUUAUUUAUUUCUUGCUUGGUGUGUGAUCUGUAAUAGUUUUCUUCAGAGUUUUUAUUUAUUUAUCUAUCUAUUUAUUUAUUUAUUUCAGUGCUAGGAAAUUGUCAGUUAUUUAUUUACAUAUUUAUUUAUAUUUUUCUUGGAGUUUUACAGCGCAAUGAAUCCGUCAGCUUUCAUUUACAUUUUCAUUCACUCAUUCAUUGUAGCUUUUCUUGUUUACCCUCAUAUAUUAAUCUACUCCUUUUCUUCUCUCCACAAUGUUUCUUUCCUUCAACACAAAAUUAUUCUGUUCUUUUCUAUAUGUUACUAAUACUGCAGCCUUUCAUCUCUGCUGUGUUUUAUCUUCUUCCCUCUAAUAUUUUAAUCUACUCCUUUUUUCCCACAAUUCUGUUGGUUUCCUUCUUUCCUCUGAUAUUUUAAUGUAUUCCUUUUUGUCCACAAAGUUGUUAUCCUCCUUCUUUCCUUUAUUCAUCUUCCUCCACAGUCUUUUCUCUAAUGUUUCAGUCUCCAUAUUCCUUUUUCUCUCCACAAUCUUUCUUUUCUUUUAUGUUUUAAUCUUUUCCUUUUCUUCUUUUGUCUUUCCUAUGUGAUAUUAUAAUCUUUUUUCCCACAAUGCUGUUAUAAUCUGUUGCUUUGAAGGCAUUCCAGUCAUUGUGUGUGUGUGUGUGUAUGUGUGUGUUUUCUGUGCCUUGUGGGUGUACCAAGUGCUGUAAGUGUUGUGGUGGUGCUGUGUUGCUUGGCUGAGUGUUUCUGAGGGGAAGCACUUGUGUUGUGGUGGUGGUGCAGUGUCCCAGCCCUCUCUGCCUCAAGGGAAGGGUGUACACAACUGUCCUAGUGGUGGUGUUGACUUUUUGUUCAGGUUUUCAGUGUUUGUUGAAGUGGAUUUGUUUGUUUUUGUAUUUUGUUGUAUGUUUCUUUUUUUGUUUUUGUUUUGUUUUGUUUUGUUUUUUUAGUGUUCCAAGUAAUUUCUUAUAUCUGAAUGAAUUUUGUAUUUUUGUAUUUUGAUGUACAGAAUUUUUUUUGUUUUGUUUUCUUUUGAGUUUCAAGUUGUUUUGUAUGUUUUUUUAAGAAUUUUCCAAGAAUUUUCAUAUUUUCAAAGAAAUUUCCUAGUUAUUUUCAAAGAAAUUUCCUAGUUAUUUUCAAAGAGCUCUAAGAAUUUAUUAUUUUCAUAGAAUUUAUUUAAAGAAUGUCAAGAUUUUCAGAGAUUUUAGAAACUGAGUGUGCAUUGUGGUAACAGAAGAGACAGGGUGGUGCAGAAAGAACAAGCUGUGUUAUAAGUGUGGCUAGCCUUUAUAGUACUUUUUUGUCACUCUGUAGCAAGAAAUAGCAUUUUUUUUAGAACUUGACAGAAUACAGAGUGAUGCAAAGAAAACAUGUUGUGGUUUAUGUAUGGCUAGAUUUUGUAUUACUUUUGCAUCAUGCUGUAGCUGUGAGUGGCUGUUGUAUUUUGUACUUCCAGGGGUACAGAGUGGUGCAGGAAACAAGCACUGUUGGGAAGGGUUCUGUAGCGAUAACUUUAGCGUCACACUGUAGUGGAAGACGUUGCCAAAUUGAAGUAAGAUAAGUGAAGAGAAGCGAGUCUGUGAGUAACUGUGGGUGACUUCAGCACUGGUGAAGGAGAGGUGGUGGAUAGAGUGAGGUGUUCUUGUGGUGCAGGGAGUGUUCGUGUGUCUAUGAAGGUACACUUGGAAAUGGUGAAGUGUAAUUAUUGUUCCAUAUUUUUUAGUGACAAAUCUACACAACAAAUGCAGGAAUUUAGUUAACUACUGUGGUGUGUUUCAGAAGUUGCUCUUGGAAAUGGUGAAAUGUUAUAUUGUUGUGCUUCUUUAUAGUGACAAAUCUACACAACAAAUUAAUAAGGAGUGAACUAAAGAGUAUCAUGGUAUGUUUCAGAAGUUACUCUUAGAAACUGUGAAGCAAAUCUCCACAAACAAAUGAAAGGAGUUUUAACGGGAGAAAUCAAAAGCUAAUAGCGAUAAUUUUUGAGCCGUGAAGUGAUACAAUGACCCAAAGAUGUAAAAAAAAGUGAUAUUUUUGAUUAGUGAAUUAAAAGUUUUAUCAUGAAAAUUACCCUAAAAGUUAUAUUAUGCGAGUCAUCUUAAAAAAACAAACAGAAUAUGUGCCAGUUUAAACUUUGGCAGCAAUGGAAAGAUUACUUAUUUUCAUUAUGAAAGUCACUUUUAAAAAGCAAACAAAAUUACCAAGUGACUGUUUAGUGAAGGAAUGUUUAUUGUUUUUAUCAGGAAAGUCGCCUUAAAAACAACAUAUCACACACCUAUAUAAAGUUUGGCAUAUGAGGGAAGGAACUCUUUACAUCCAACCAACACAUAACAUCUUGACUUGCUCUGAGCUGCUCCUUAAGGCACGCAACCAGCAGUGACCCUCAGACCACGCUGCAUUCACCACAGCACUGAACUGCAGACCCACAACAUCAACUCUGCAUCAGCUACACACACACACACACACACACACACACACACACUGGAAUGAAUUUACACACUACAGUUAACUUGUCUAUAGACCUCAUUGCAUUCAUAGUGACCCAUAGACCCUCACAGACCCAAAACAUCAUCAACUCUACAUCAGCUACACCAUUACAAGAAUUAAUCUCGCUAUAGUCAACUUGUCUACAUUGCAUUCAUCAUAGCAGUGAAAUGUCGACCCACACAGCCACAACAUUGCUUACAUUACUAACUCAGCAUCAAGUACUGUUAUAGCAAUCAAUUUUCAUGUUACCGUAAACUUGUGACAUUUAUAAUUACUCUCCCAGCCAUUCCUACAAGUCCAUACAGGCAAAUUGUUACUAAUAUCAGCUCCACAUCAAGUUUAGCGAUUGAUCUUCAUGCUAAUGCUGACUGGUGACAUCUACACUUACUCUCAACGAAGGGGAGUGUACAGGAACAAGCACUGCCAGCAUUGUAACCACCAAACAGCAGAAGUCCAGACCAUCACAAACCGAGGACUCCCUGUACUUGUUAUUCUUGUUAUCUUAUUCUCAACUCACCAACACUUCAAUUUAAAACGCUUUGCACUUGAUUCAUUCCCUUUGUUUGUCUCCGUGUUGUCUCUCGCGGUAUUUUACUCUUGCUAUUUGUGGUGCUCGAGUCAUGUGUGUAUGUGUGUAUGUGUGUUUGAUCUCAUACUAAACAGUUCCAUAUAACUUUAUAGUGUUAGACUGAGAGGAGAAUGUUUGGGAUGGUUUGGCAUUUUAGGUUGAAGGAAAAGUGUAUUCAGCUCUCUUAAAUUUAACUUUUCAUAUUAGACUGAAGGAAAAAAAGCAUUCGGUUGGCUUAAUCCUAACUUAGCAUCUUAGAGUGAAGGGAAAAGUGUAAUAGAUUGAGUUUGAAAUGUUGCAGCAUUUUAGACUGAAGAAAAGGAAAAGUGCAUUCAUUUCUCUUCUGUUUAACUUGUUAGACUGAAGGAAAAGAAAUGAUCCAGUUCUUUUAAGCUGAACUCAGCAUCUUUGACUGAAGGCAAAAAUGUUAAAGAAAAAAGAAAUGGUGUAAAUAUGCAUGAAACAAUGAAAAAAAUUAAAAUAACCUGAAAUCACAUUUAAAAAGUAAUCAAACUUAGCAGUAUUAUUUAUAAAAUUACUACAGGAACAAAGUAUUAUUAUAGGAACAGCUAUUACUUAAAUUCCAUACUGCUGUGCUGCAAAAAAAAAAAAGGUACAACUUUAUAUAAAAUUGAAAAAGUCAGAAAUCUAGACUAUUAUUUACAAAAGUACAUUACAGGAACUAAGUAUUAUUUAGGGGACAGGUAUUACUAAGACCUUAUACCAUUACAAAGAAAACGGUACAACUUUACAUGAAAUUCAGGCAGGGAACGGUCUCACUGCGAAGGGGCAGGAGUGAACCAACGUGUGCUGUGGGGCCUUGCUGUGGGUGUGUGUGGCCAGCUGUGGUAUGCCUAAGCUCCUGGGGUGUAGUACAGUGGUAUAUGAGACCAUGUGUGUGUGUGUGUGUGUGUGUGUGUGUGGUGCUUUGUCUGGGCCGUCCCGUGUGGGAUUACUGGGUUGGUAUGUAGUUAGAGGAAGCUGAAGAGUAUUAUUUCCAAAAAGUAUUAUUCAAACAGAAAGUAUAUGGGUGAAUAUUACUUGUAUAAACUGUUAGGUAAGAACGAGAUCAACAGUAUUCAUCGUUUUUGCCUGUCAUUCAGUGUUGCAUUUAGUGAGUUUCUUCAUAAUCAUUACAUCAAACUGUUAAGACUCCAGAUUUGAUAUUAUAAACAGUUUUCACAUUUUUUACAUACUCUUUUCCUUGUAUUUCACUUUACUUUACAUUUUUCAUAUUUUCAUCCUAUACUUUUCAUACACACUGUAUGAAGAAGUAUAAAGGAAAGGAAAAGACUCAGAAUUUCACUUUUCACACAGUUUUCACAUUUUUACGUACAUUUUUCUUCAAUUUAAUUUUUCUUUUUCUUCAUAUUUCUCUCCUAUAGUUUUUAUGCACAUUAUUUGGAAAAGUAGAAAGAAAAAGAAAAGUAAAAAAUUUCACUUUUUAGAGUUUUCAGAUUUUUACGUACUCUUCUCCUCGUAUUUCAUUUUUACAUUACAUUUUUUUUUCAUAUUUUUGUCUUAUACUUUUCAGGAAAGACAAAAAAAUUUCACUUUAUAUACGCAGUUUUCACAUUUAUAUACUUUUCCUUAUAUUUCCUCUAUGUUAAGGAACUGAAGAGAAAGACCAUGUGUAUUUUGUAAACAUUUCUCUAUGUAUGUAUGAAAGAUUCCAAUAAGGCAUUCAGAGCUUAUAUUACCAUUGUGUGUGUGUGUGUGUGUAUGUAUUAUGAAAAGCCAGUGUAUAUUUUUGAAAGGUGUGUGUGUGUGUGAGUUUGCGUGUAUAUGUGUGUGUCAGGUGAAGUUAUACCUCUUAUGUACGUCUGUGUGCGUUACAAAAGGUGUGUGUACAUGAGGGAAGAUUCAUGUCAAUAUACGUACAUGUGUAAGUGUGAGGAAUUAUCUACGUGUGCGUUUGAAGAGGUUAUUCAUGUACGUAUAUUUGUGUGUGCGUUCUGGAGGGUCUGUACAUGUGUGGGUAUUAUGGAUGGUUUGUAUUUACACCAGGGAAGGUUGGGUUCUGUGUGUGUGUGUGUUUGUACGUGCUAUGAAGAGUUGGUUUUUAUGCUAGAGAAGGCCGGAGGUGGUGUGUGUAUGUGUGUCUGUGUGUCUGUGUGUCUUAAAUGCUUUGGUGUCUUAUCAUUACUUCUCAAAGGCUCUAGUGAAAGUUAUUGGGGUUUUCAAGGGUGUUUUCAUGAUUCCAGUGAUAGUUUAACAGGCUGCAGUGGAAGUUAUUAGGGUUUUCAAGGGUGUUUUCAUGAUUCCAGUGAUAGUUUAACAGGCUGCAGUGGAAGUUAUUGGGGUUUUCAAGGGUGUUUUCACAAUAAUAAUGACAGAGAAUAGAAAAAAAAAAAAUACCGCAGGAAGAAAACACACUAAGAAAGCCAGACCAAUUAUCUCAGUGGCCUUUGAAAACAGUGAUGAGAAGAGUGAGGCAAGUAAGAACCAAGACACAAGAGGGGAGGCAAGGAAUGGACUCACAAUGCCAGGAAGCCAAAGAUGUUAACAUUAAGUAGUGUUAGCUGCAUUCCACCGUCACCAUCGCUUCUGUCGCAUCUCGUCAACCUGAAUCUGACACUGGUGACUUGAAUCUUAACUUGAUAUUUUUGUGCUUGUAUCUAUUUUUUUUGUUUAUUUGUUUUCUUUUUUUUUUUUCGUCGUACCCGAAAAUUUUGUGCUUGUACUUUUCUUAAUUAUUUUUAUCUAUUGUUUUUGUUGUUUUUAUAAUCUUUCCUGAAAAUUUUGUGUUUGUACCUGACUUAUCUCUUUUUUUUAUUGUUUUUUUUAUUCUCUUUCUUAAUCUUAGCAGGAAGUUUCAUGUUCAUAUCUCACUUCACUUUUUUUUUCAUUAUUAUUAUUUUUUUAUCUUACUUUUGUACCUGUCUGUGUAUCACCUGUUCUUCAUUAAUUUUCACUUACCUGUUUCCUUUAAUUUUUUUCAUCUCUAUUUGUAAGGUUAUAUUUAUCAGUUUUUCUCACCUGUGGAUUCACCUUUGGGAUGAUAUUGCUAUUCUCGUUAACUUUUACCUGUCACUUCUUCUCUUACCUGUAAAGUUACCUGUGAAUUUACCUGUGAGCUUACCUUGUUACAUUUCCUCACCUGUCUGUGUAAUAGCACCUGUUCACCUGUUAUCUCACCUGUUCACGUCUCGUCGGUCUGCUUACCUGUGAACUUCCUCGUUGAACUUUACCUGUGAACUCGUCUCGUUAACCUGCAGAAACAUGUCGUAGGUCACGAAAUACACCUGAGAAUUUGAGUAUUAUCAAGUAUUAAAGAGAGAGGAAGUGUGAAAGUAGGUAUUCAUCGCUUACUUGCUUACUUCUUGCUUACUUUUUCUCUGUGUGUGCGUGUGUCUGUAUCUCGACUAUGGCAUGGCUGUACCUUGUAUCUUCACCUGUUGUUGUUGCCUGUCAUGUGCAGGAAAAUUUUGCCCUUAUGCCAGGAAGGGAUAAGGCUUAUUUUGAUGGCUCAUGUGUCCCCUGUUUGUCUCCUUCCUUGUCUUCCUUUGUUUUCAUCUUUUUUUCCUUUCUUUUCCUUGAUUUUCUCCUUUUUCCUUUUAUCUCUCCCAUUCUUCCUUUUUUCCCCUUCCAUUUCCUGCCUUUCUUCCUUUUCCAUCCUUAUCCUUUCCUUUCCUUCAUUUUCUUUUCUGUUUUUUUUCUUUGUUUCCCUUCUCUUUCUUAUCUUUGUUCCUUUUUCUCUUUUCUUCCACUCCAUUUCUUUUUCCUUUCCAUUUCACACUGUUCUUCCUUUUCUCCUUCCAUUUCCUCUUCCCUUCCCUUUCUUUCUUCUCUUCCCUACCUUCUUUCAGUCUUCCUCCCUACCCUUCCUUCCCUUCUAUUUCAUCCUCUUGUUCAUCACCUCCCCAUACCAUCCCUUCCCCAUCCCUCCCAUUCCCUGUGAAAUACAUACAUAUAUAUAUGGUGUGUUGGUGAAGGAAACCUCAUUUUGUAUAAUAUUCAUGCAUGUUAUAUAUAUUACUUCUUUUAUAAGUAUAUUCUCUCUCUUGCUCCUCAUCUCUGUCUGUACUAAAAUAAUCAAACGAUGUAUUUAUAAAGAAAGGAAACAGUUGUAUAUAAAGUCGUGCAUCUUUUUUGCAAAGUUUUAUCAUAGCUUGUAAACUCAUACAUGCAUAUAUACAUACAUACAUACAUAAAUGAAUAAAAUAUAUAUAUAUAGUUUCACAGAAAAAAAAUAUAUAUAUAGUACGGUCUGUAUAUCAUUUUUACUCACCAGAUAUAUAAGAUUGAUAAGUGUGUUGUUAUUAGUGUUAUGAAAUAUCACUGGCUUCUCCUUUUUAUUUUUUAUUUAUGAAAGGUUAGGAGGAUAAUGACAGGGAACAGGGGUGAACCAGUGUGUGUUGUGUGUGCUCAGGGGCCUUGCUGUGGAAGUACCCUGUAUUUGCUGUGGCCUCAGGAUUGGCGUAGAUGCAGGGUAGGGAACAGUCUCAUUGUGAAGGGGCGAGGGUGAACCAGUGUGUGCUGUGGGGCCUUGCUGUGGGUGUGUGUGGCCAGCUGUGGUGUGCCUAACCUCCUGGGGUGUAGCAGGGUGGUCCACAAGACUGUUCCUUUCCACCAGAGGCUGAUGGGGCUGAGUGUGUGAGUGUGUGUGUGUGUGUGUGUGUGUGUGUGGUGCCUUGUCUUGGCCACCCCAUGUGGGAUUGCCAGCCUGGUAUAGAGAUAGAUAGUUUAAUAUUAGAUCUGUAGUAAUGAUAGGUUAGGUUCAAAGAUUAUCUAGUCUAUAUGUGUGUGUGUGUGUGUGUGUGUGUGUGUGUGUGUGUGUGUGUGUGUGUGUGUGUGUGUGUGUGUGUAUUAGUUGGUUUAAUAGAUUUUUUCCUCUCUCUCUCUCUCUCUCUCUCUCUCUCUCUCUCUCUCUCUCUCUCUCUCUCUCUCUCUCUCUCUCUCUCUCUCUCUCUCUUAUUGUGUUAGUUUGUCUGUAUAUAUGUUAUUUUUUUAGUCAUGUUCAGUUUACUUAUUGUUAUUAUUAUUAUUAUUAUUAUUAUUAUUAUUAUUAUUAUUAUUAUUAUUAUUAUUAUUACUGAUACUCAAUUGAUUCUUGUAUUAUUUGUUUUUGUUGUUAUUGUUAAUGUAUUUAUUUUAAUAUUUCAAUAACCUUUUCCUUUGUUGUACUGAUUCUUAUAAAUUCUCUCUCUCUCUCUCUCUCUCUCUCUCUCUCUCUCUCUCUCUCUCUCUCUCUCUCUCUCUCUCUCUCUCUCUCUCUCU